AUGUUCCCCAUUGUUCUCCAUGUCCCCACCGAAUUCCCCCAAUGUCCUCAGUGUUCCCAAUGUCCCCAAGGUCCCCUGGUGUCCCCAAGGUCCCCCAAUGUCCCCGAUGUCCCCGAUGUCCCCAGUGUCACACACCUCCCUCGUCCACGAUGGUGCCAUGUGCCACCAGCCCCAAAUGUCCCCAAUGUCCCCAAUCCCCCAGUGUCCCCAAUGUCCCCGAUGUCCCCAAUGUCCCCAGUGUCCCCGUACAGAUCCUUGUCCCCAGUGUCCCCAAUGUCCCCAGUGUCCCCAAUGUCCCCACCCCCCAAUGCCCCUGAUGUCCCCAAUCCCCCCAGUGUCCCCAAUCCCCCCAAUCCCCCCAGUGUCCCCAAUGUC
Zonotrichia leucophrys gambelii is the source of this 375-nucleotide messenger RNA. RefSeq names its product homeobox protein ESX1-like. The record is from RefSeq and is a predicted model, not a curated record. NCBI's taxonomy places the organism in Eukaryota, Metazoa, Chordata, Aves, Passeriformes, Passerellidae.